Molecule: messenger RNA, 1002 nt
Organism: Amoebophrya sp. A120
Lineage: Eukaryota; Dinophyceae; Syndiniales; Amoebophryaceae
Source: the annotation of a GenBank genome assembly
AGAAGAUAGCAACAGUUGCGUAUUGCUUCGGUACAAGAAACCAAAAACACUUGACAAAAUGGUCCUUAUCCUGCAGCUUUUCCUAUUUUCCUAUUUCCUGCAGUCGAUGCAGCUGCCUCUGCCAGAGCUUAGUAGUCCCCGAACUACUAGCCUUGGCAGCUACAACAUUUUCCAGUCUGGUUUUACGACGUCACCCUUCACCAGCCAACUCUUCGCGCACGCUUUGGGAAGCGAAAGCACGGAAAGCCGCACCGGGACUCUGCGCGUCAAUGUCCCUUCGUUUGAAGACAUGGAUAAUUUCCCGUUUCCCCGCACGAUUUCCGAUUCCGCCUCGAGCACCGCGCUUCCCUCCUCGCCUGGGGAUGGAAACGCAACCUCGUUCGGUAGCACCACCGGCGUUUCGAGCACAGUAAGGUCCGAAGACAGGACCCUUUCCACAGGGACGAUGACGAGUGGGCGUGGCAGCUUUUCUCAGCAGCGGAGUACCAGUAGAGGGGUACCUCCCCGAGUUGAUUCCCCAUUAGUGCCUGCUCCAAGCCGACUGGGCCGGACGUAUUCGAGGAGAAAUCUGGACGCGGAGGAAGAGGUUGGGGGUGUACUAGUUACUCCAGCGCUUUCGCUCACCUCGUCUUCCGCGGGCGUGUCUGCUACAGCCCGGCUUCCGCAUGUAGUCCCGAUUGGCGUCCCGCUAGAUGGUGCCCACCUUGCGGCUGAAGGGGGCGUUGCAGCUGCGGUUGGAACACAUCAGGACAGUAGCCCUUCUGCCGCAAGUUCCGCAAUGGCCGGCAGCUACUACCGCGCCGAGGACCCGGAAAUGAUAGUCCCGGAGGAAGAGGAAGGUGAAGGGGAUGAUCUGGUAACCAAAUGCGUGCGCGCGCGCGCGCAGAGCGCGCGCCGGCCCACGAAGCCGGCGCGCGCGCUCUGCGCGCUUGCGAUAUUGCUUAGCAAACGCAGCGCGAAGGCAGUUGCCGUUACCAUAUAGGGCAACCGCCGGGAGGCGUG